Vitis riparia (riverbank grape) is the source of this 1476-nucleotide messenger RNA. Its product is annotated as putative ETHYLENE INSENSITIVE 3-like 4 protein. The transcript has a single exon. Gene Ontology annotation, molecular function: DNA-binding transcription factor activity; DNA binding. Lineage: Eukaryota; Viridiplantae; Streptophyta; Magnoliopsida; Vitales; Vitaceae. The coding region runs from base 1 to 1452 and encodes 483 amino acids. The record is from RefSeq and is a predicted model, not a curated record. Gene Ontology annotation, cellular component: nucleus.
AUGGUGCAAACCUGUGAAGAAAUUGGAGAAGCGGAAGGAGUAGAGGAGGAGGAGGAAGAAGAAAAAGAAAAGCUCAGCUAUGAAGAGCUCAAGAAGCGGAUGUGGAAAGACCGGUUGCGCAUGCAAAAGUUUAAGGAGAAACACGGCAAGGAAGUGUCGGAGACACUUGAGAAACAAGAGCAAUCUCGCCGAAAGAAGAUGUGCAGAGCGCAGGAUGCCAUUCUUAAGUACAUGGUGAAAAUUAUGGAAGUGUGCAGGGGACAAGGCUUCGUCUACGGGAUUGUCCCAGAGAAGGGGAAGCCUGUCACCGGCUCAUCCGAUAGUUUAAGAGAGUGGUGGAAAGAUAAAGUCCGGUUCGAUCAGAAUGCUCCGCUGGCCAUUUCUGAGCUCUUGCCACUACCAGAAGAAAGUGAGGGUGUGGACUUAGAAUCUUGUAUGCAUCUCCUUCAGGACUUGCAAGACGCAACUUUGGGUUCUCUUCUUUCAGCACUCAUGCAACACUGUGCUCCUCCACAAAGAAGGUAUCCCCUAGAGAAGGGUUUAGCCCCUCCUUGGUGGCCCACAGGUCAGGAGCUUUGGUGGGGUGAUCAAGGCAUCGCCCAAGAGCAGGGUCCACCUCCUUAUAGAAAGCCUCAUGACCUUAAAAAGGCUUGGAAGGUGAGUGUUUUGGCUGCAAUCAUUAAGCACAUGUCCCCUAAUCUUGAUCGUAUGAGAAGGUUAGUGAGGCAGUCCAAGUGCCUGCAAGAUAAGAUGACUGCCAAAGAGACUACAACUUGGUCUAAGGUGGUUAACCAAGAAGAAUAUCUCAACAAACUUACAGAGAAAUGUCUCAAAAUCUCAUCAUCCAAAGAAGAAGAAAAGGAAGAACAAUCUAUCUUCGUUCCAAACGAAGACUCCGACUUACAUUGCUGCAGUGAAAAAAGGAAGAGUACGUUUGAUAAAGAGGCCGCGGUAAAUACAUUAUACGCUUGCCAAAACGCAGAGUGUCCGCAGAGCCAAACAGAGUUCGGAUUCGUAGACAGGAACUUGAGGACCGACCACCUUCACUGCACUUAUGGCAUAGAGGAAAUUAAGGACAGGGAAGAAAUAAAUGAUGAGGGCUCUGGCUCAACUGUCAGCAAUCUCCUCCCCUAUGAUCAUGAAUUGAUGGAUUCACAAAUGACGGAGCUUAAAAGCAUGGAUAUUAAUGAGGUUGAAUGGUGGAGUAAGGAGCCAAACGAGGUCGAUCAGGGCAAUGACAUGCAAGUAAUUGAAAUUGGAGAGGUCAGUGGCAGCAAGGCGGCGGAUAGUACUACAUGUUACUGGGAAGAAGGUAGAAUUGAAGACUUAGGACUGGAUGCAGCAUUUGAGAUCCAGAGAGAAAACAUGCAAAUUAAUGCAAGUCUUUCGGAAGAUGCCUUAUCUGAUGAAAAUUUAUUUUCUAUAUGGAAUAUGCGUUACGAGCAAAGCUAAAAAGAGAUCACCGGUUAUCCUAAA